AUGUCGCGAAUUAAGAAAAUUGCUGCUGCCUCUGUUAUUUUAAUAACGAAGAAGAGAAAAAAUGUUGAGCUAAAAAACAAGAAGAGAAGGAUGUGGGUUAGGAGCUGGAUUUCAAGAAGACAAGAUGGUGGUUUCUUUGCUCAAUUGGUGAAAGAAUUACACAGCGAAGACAUGAAUUCAUACGGAGAUAGCUAUCAUUCCCUGCAAUACCUUUUUCGGAUUCCAGUCACAACCAUUUCAAGGAUUAUACCUGAAGUUUGUGAAGCGAUAUUUACUGUGCUGAAAACGGAUUAUCUCCAGCUAAAACGCAGCUGCCGUAAUUCACUAGCAACAUAUUCACCAAAUACGAUCCCAAACUCUCAGGAAGAAUGGUAUGAAGUUGCAAAGGGAUUUGAGGAGAUUUGGAAUUUUCCAAACUGUUUAGGUGCUCUAGAUGGCAAGCACGUGGUUAUGAAAGCACCAAGGAAUAAAGGCAGUCUUUAUUUUAAUUAUAAAGGAACACAUAGCAUAGUCCUCAUGGCACUAGUUGAUGCAAAAUACAAAUUUCUUUAUGUGGAUGUCGGAUGGAAUGGACAAAUAUCUGAUCGUGGCGUGUAUCCAAACUGUUCAUUGUCAAGAGCAUUAGAAAACAACAUGUUAAACAUGCCAAAACCAAGGCCAUUACCGGGUGAAUCUGAAGAUGUACCUUUUGUUGUUAUUUCCGAUGAUGCUUUUGCCUUGACUUCCUAUUUAUUAAAACCUUUUCCUUUCAAAAACCAACCCGGAUUUAAUCGAGUUUUUAACUACAGAAUAUCAAGAGCAAGGCGUGUAGUUGAAAAUGCUUUCGGACUGAUCUCGGCUCGAUUUCGUGUUCUUAGACGACCAAUAGACUUACCUCCAGAGAAGAUUAAAAAAAUUGUACUUGCAAUAUGUUCUUUGCAUAAUUUCUUACUGACCCAAAAAAGUUCGGCACAUUUAUAUGCCCCAAAUGGAAUAUUUGAUACUGAAAAUGAUGGGAACGUUAUCAAUGGGAGUUGCAGAAAUGGAGGAAAUCCUAUAGCUAAUAUGGUUCCUUUACAGGCUACAAAUGUUAGAAACCCAUCGAAAACAGCCAAAGAAAUGUCUAUUCAUAUAAAAAAAUAUAAACCUUCCACACAAUCAGGCUUCAAACCUGGACAUAGUACUGUAACUGCACUGAUUGAUGUCAGUGACGACUACUUAAGAGCCAUAGACGAUGGUAACGUUACAACAUGCGUGAUGCUAGACCUGUCUAAUGCUUUUGACUGCAUACAUCCUAGAUUUAUUUUGGCAAAGCUGCCUUUUUUUGGAUUUUCUGCACCAUCUCCUGCCUGGUUCUCUAGUUAUCUAUCUGGUAGAUCACAAAUGGUGAAACUUGGAGCAAUAAUAUCUUUGAAAUGCAAUGUUAUGCAAGUCCGUAAAAAUGUAACGUCAUACUGGGAUGCCCGAUUAUCACCAAUGCACUACAUAAAUCAAGAGUGUCCUUUAAUGAAUGACUUCUUAUUAACGGAAUAUGGUCUAAAGGAGCCCUUAACCUUUCCACAACGACAUUCCUCCCAAAUUCUUCACAACGCCGGCGGUUUCGAAAGGGCCGCCGUGGCCGCUGCUGCGGAGGGAUCAAGAAUUAUUUUCGAUCCUAUGAUGAAUAUAUUUGCGCAAAAAAAUAAAUUCAACCUCUUCAAUAGCAAAGAAAAACACGAUUAUCAAACUCGAUCUAAGAAUUUGCUGAUACCCCCCCAACAUCCUACUGCAGCAUAUCAGAAAUCUUUGACUUACAUGGGUUGUGAAAUGUUCAAUAACUUAAAAGAAGAUAUUCAAAAGGCACCGACAUUAAGCAGUUUCAAAAUUUAG
Molecule: messenger RNA, 1848 nt
Organism: Acanthoscelides obtectus
Lineage: Eukaryota; Metazoa; Arthropoda; Insecta; Coleoptera; Chrysomelidae
Source: the annotation of a GenBank genome assembly